AUGGCUUCUUGUCCCUGUGUGACCAUCUUUUUCCUGCUAUCUUCCACUUUGACACAGAUUGUCGUUUCAGAUCUUUCUAAAGCAUAUGAUGUCUCUCAAUGGCCUAAGCCUGAAUGUGAAAUGUACUAUCCAGAACCUAAUUUUCCAGCAUACUGUCCUGAUGUUACAUCUUAUAUUUGUGCUACAACUGGCCGCACUUACCAGAAUGAGUGUUUCCUAUGUGUCGAUCAGGCGCCUUUCAACUAA
This is a messenger RNA of Orycteropus afer afer, 246 nucleotides long. Lineage: Eukaryota; Metazoa; Chordata; Mammalia; Tubulidentata; Orycteropodidae. The record is from RefSeq and is a predicted model, not a curated record.